UAUGGACCUUACACGCCAUCUCUACUGAGAUCGACGACCCCAAUUUACUCAUCCGCAGGCACUAUAUUACUUGCGGUGCUCUCUACAGUACUUGAGAAUUAACCGCCUAAGAGUCGUCGAAAAAGGUCAAAUUUCAAAAUACGAAAUCUCAACAGAAACGGAUUGAGACAUCGCGAGUUAUAAGUGAAUUGGGCUUUUGCAAAUUCUCUGUUUAGGCUCGUGUUAGGGUCGCGGAUGGAGAACCACCGGAGCAGCAAUUGCGGCGGCCGCGGCGAUGGUGAAGCUUCUAAGUGUAAAGUGAAGCUGAUGUGCAGUUACGGCGGCAAGAUUCAGCAGCGGCAGCGGGACAAUCAGCUUGCCUACGUUGGCGGCGACACCAAAAUUCUGACCGUCGAUCGCAAAAUCAGGUUUUCAGAGAUUUUCUCGAAGCUGAGCGCUCUCUGCAAUUGCGGCGAUAAUGGAGAGCUAUGCAUGAAGUAUCAGUUGCCCGGAGAGGAUCUCGAUGCUCUGGUCUCCUUGAUCGACGACGAUGACGUGGAGCAGAUGAUGGUUGAGUACGAACGCAUGCACAGGGUUUCCACCAAGCCUGCCCGUCUGAGGCUCUUCCUGUUCAACCCGAAUCGCCAUGUGAAACCGGAAUCGGAGCCCCCGCUGAACCCGGAUUUCCUGUUCGGAUUUGAUAAGGAUUACCAGCCCAGUAUCACGCCAACUAAGCAAGACCUUCUCCAAUUGCAAAUCCCUGGAAUGUCUGCACCAGAGAGUCUAGCCCCGAAAACCCAAAAGGAAAAAGAUGGUGCUGUACCCGGGAACUAUGGAUCGGGUACAAACAAGCUGAUGGUCCUGCAGAGUCAUCUCCCACCACACCUACAAGGGUUUCCCGAACCCCACGUGACCAGUGGUGUAGUGUAUCCGAAUGGGUUGAAAAUGGUAUAUGGUUUGCCCGUACUGGCCGAAGGGUAUCACACCGGGAACCUAGGGCGGUUCAGUGUGGUGGCCGGCGGUGGUCAAAACCGGGAAACCCCGAUUUACAAUGUUUUCCCGAGGAUGCCAUCUGUUUCUGUUCUGGAGCACAAUCAGUCUACUGGGGAAAUGCUGAAUCACCCGAUCAAUGUGGAUCAACCUAUAGGCUAAAGGUUUCUAAUUUCUAUAAUCAUUCUAUAUUAGGUUCUCAACCAUUUUACUGUUUUCCAGGUGUUUUCUCCAUGAGAGGGUACUGUGUAAGUAGAUACAACUAGUGGGUAUUUAUAUUAUUGGUUUAUUAUUUUUGCCUUUUCAGUUUGUGGAAACCCGUGAUUCAUAUUCUUUGUUAAUUAAUUAAAGAAUUAAAGGUGUUUGUUUUGUGUACAAUAUUCAAUGAGUACAAU
This is a messenger RNA of Cuscuta europaea, 1364 nucleotides long. The record is from the annotation of a GenBank genome assembly. Lineage: Eukaryota; Viridiplantae; Streptophyta; Magnoliopsida; Solanales; Convolvulaceae.